Molecule: messenger RNA, 2351 nt
Organism: Athene cunicularia (burrowing owl)
Lineage: Eukaryota; Metazoa; Chordata; Aves; Strigiformes; Strigidae
Product: green-sensitive opsin
Exons: 5
Coding region: 237-1304 (355 amino acids)
Biological process (GO): G protein-coupled receptor signaling pathway; phototransduction; visual perception
Cellular component (GO): photoreceptor outer segment; membrane
Molecular function (GO): G protein-coupled receptor activity
Source: RefSeq, a predicted model, not a curated record
GCGGAGCAGGGGCAGGGCACCGCUACCCAUCCCCUCAGGAUUUACCGCUGUUCUUAAUUUUUUUUUUUUUUUAAUUGUGAGGGGGAAAAAUCCUUUAGUUGGGUAUUUUUCCACAUUGGAGGGGUGGGGGCUUCCUGUUUUGGUUUGGGGUUUUUUUUGUUUGGUUUUUUUUUUUUAAUUGAGGUUGAAGCAAAAGUUAGCUACAAAUUCAGAGGAGCUGCUCGAACAUCGGCAGGAUGAACGGGAUGGAAGGUAUCAAUUUUUACGUGCCUAUGUCCAACAAGACAGGGGUGGUGCGAAGCCCCUUCGAGUACCCCCAGUACUACCUAGCUGAGCCCUGGAAAUACCGCACUGUGUGUUGCUACCUCUUCUUCCUCAUCUCUACUGGUUUGCCCAUCAACCUCCUCACCCUCCUGGUCACCUUCAAACACAAGAAGCUCCGACAGCCACUCAACUACAUCUUGGUCAACUUGGCAGUGGCUGACCUCUUCAUGGCCUGUUUUGGCUUCACGGUCACCUUCUACGCUGCCUGGAAUGGCUGCUUCGUCUUCGGCCCCGUUGGCUGUGCUGUGGAGGGCUUCUUCGCCACGCUGGGAGGCCAAGUCGCCCUCUGGUCCCUGGUUGUCUUGGCCAUAGAGCGCUACGUCGUCAUCUGCAAAGCCAUGGAAAACUUCCGCUUCUCCACAACCCACGCCUUGGUGGGCAUCGCUUUUACCUGGAUAAUGGCCCUUUCCUGUGCCGCUCCACCCCUCUUCAGCUGGUCCAGAUACAUACCAGAGGGGAUGCAGUGUUCCUGCGGCCCUGACUACUACACCCACAACGCUGACUACCACAACGAGUCCUACAUCCUCUACAUGUUCAUCAUCCACUUCAUCAUCCCAAUCAUGAUCAUUCUCUUCUCCUAUGGGCGCCUCAUUUGCAAAGUCCGAGAGGCAGCUGCCCAGCAGCAGGAAUCAGCCACAACCCAGAAGGCCGAGAAGGAGGUGACAAGGAUGGUGAUCCUCAUGGUGCUGGGGUUUAUGCUGUCCUGGACACCCUAUGCUGUGGUGGCGUUCUGGAUCUUCACCAACAAGGGAGCGGACUUCACCGCCACGCUCACGGCAGUGCCUGCCUUCUUCUCCAAGAGCUCCUCCCUCUACAAUCCCAUCAUCUAUGUCUUCAUGAACAAACAGUUCCAUCAUUGCAUGAUCACCACAAUCUGCUGCGGCAAGAACCCCUUUGGGGAUGAAGACGUCUCUUCCACCACAGCCCAGGGAAAGACUGAGGUCUCCUCCAUCUCCUCCAGUCAAGUAUCACCUGCAUAGACCACGGACAGUUUGAACUGGGGUGACCCGCUGAGCUCAGGGACCGAGCCAGACACCCACAGUCUCAUUUCAUGUCACUCCCUUGUGCACCAACACCCUCCCUGGCAUGAAAAGUGACCUGUGCACAUACUGCAGUACCUUCCCUGCCUCGGGCAGGCCCCCAGCCCCAGGCACGCUCGCUGGGACACCCCUGCACCCACUGGUGCAAGCUCGGCACACUGAGCUCUGCCACACUGACACAACCCCUUGCAGGGGAGCCCAGCGCCCUUCCCCAGCUCCCAGGAGCUAGUCAGCUUUUGGGGACUGUCCCUACCUUCCCUGAGCACCAGCAAAACCCCCUGCUUUGUUCACAUCGUGUUAAAACAGCAGCAGCCAGUGGGAAACCCCAAACUGCGAUAUUUUUCCUCCCUGCCGCCCUGAAACACUCUCCCCGCUAGCAUCCCCUUUCCCUGGCGCUCAAGGGAGUGUCGCAGAAGUAUUCAGGCCUCGUUUGCAAAAACUAAGUACAUCAACAAAGCACCGUUGCAAAAGCCCCAGAAGCAUAAACCCACGACUGGAGUGGUCCCGACUGCCCCUUGGCAGUGCCCGAGCCUGGGGCUCACCGGAGCCGCGCACCCCGCUGCUGGCACAGCCGAUGGAAAUCAAUACCCGUAGUCUUCAUCAAUCAAUAUAACAAAUGGAGCUGUGAGCAGCCUCCGCUUCAAGCCCGACUCCCUGUAUACCCAAGACAACCCUGUAGAUAUAUUUUUUUUGUCUUGGAACCUGUAAAUAUUUGCUCACAUACUUUGAAGUCUCUAUCUUUCUCAGCCCUUUUCUUUCUCCUCCUCCUCCUCCUCCCGACUCCAAGACAGAGAAACCAUCUUUCACCUUGGCUCCUGCCAGCUGGACACGCACGGCCAACCUUGGAGGGUGGGACUGGUACCCGAGCACUUUCCUGUACGUAUUUUAUAAAUAAAUAAUAUCGUGUCAGCACAAGGACUUCUACGGUCAAGAAGUAGGGAUUAAAGAAAUAAACAGAAGCAGCACAGAGAAAAUUACAGAUGCUCA